AUGGCCUCUCACGAAAUCAUCGAAGUUGCAGAAUCACCAAAUUUGAACCAAGGCAUUUCCUUAUGGCGGAAUCCUUCACUUUAUAUUCGCUCAUCCAUCAAAGAGAGAACAUUACAUAUAAAAAAGAAUACAUCUCUAUCGGAAUUAAGUGGCAGUCUCGGAGAUUUAGGCACUUUACUUCCCAUCUUAGUAGCUCUUUCAAUCGCCGGACAAAUUUCUUUGACCGCAUCGCUUAUAUUCGGAGGUCUAUGGAAUAUCAUUAGUGCUAUUGCGGCGGUAGCAAUCUCGAUACAAUUAUCAAUAGGUGAAGUCAUGUCGGCAGGUAUUGGCGUUGGGUCUAUGAUAUUUAUUCUUGGCAUCACUAGAACUAUCAAGAUCAUCGAAAAGUGGACACCCAUUCCAAUCGUCAGGGGUAUUCAGUUGGGUGCAGGCAUAAUUCUAAUCAUAAAAGCUGUCGAUCUGGUUCGAAAAAACGGUAGUUGGGGUGGUAGUUCUUGGAAAUGGGAUGAUAACUAUGAAUGGGCCAUGCUAUCGUUCAUAUUCGUAUUUACAUUUUAUUCAUCUAAAAAAACACCAACGGCAUUAAUUCUAUUUGUUUUUGGGCUAAUAAUCGCAUUUAUAAAAGUCUUUCAAUCUGGUAGCACAUUACCAUCGGCCUCAUUUAAUUAUCCCGAAAUUAUUGUCCCAACCCUAGAAGAAUUUAAAACCGGAUUUCUUAGUGCAUCUCUUGGCCAACUUCCACUGACAGCUCUCAAUUCUGUUAUCGCAUUGUCGGUAUUAGCUAAUGAUUUGUUCCCGGAACGGUCUUCAUUGAACACUGUUGAAAAAAUUUCAAUUUCCGUCGGACUUAUGAACAUUAUUGGAUGUUUUUUCGGCUCUAUCCCAUAUUGUCACGGAUCAGGUGGACUCGCCGGACAAUACCGUUUCGGCGCAAGAUCCGAAGUUAGCGUUUUGAUCCUUGGAUUUUUUAAAUUAGUCCUGGGGAUAUUAUUUGGAAAGACUUUAACCAAUCUCCUAAAUUACUUCCCUAGUUCAGUUCUUGGUGUAAUGCUCUUUGUUUCUGGAGCGGAAUUGGCAUCCGCAGCACGAAAUUUUAUGAACACUUCUGAUGAUAAAGAUGAUGAGGAGACAAAAAAGAAGAAUUUUGCCCUAGUGAUCGUAACAGCAGGAUUAUUGGUCGGCUUCCAAAAUGAUGGAAUUGGAUAUAUUGGUGGUAUGCUGAAUGCUUUUGGUCUAACAGUCCACAUGACACAAGGGUUAACCUUGCCAAGAAAAAGAAAAUUAGAGGAUGAGGAAAUUGGUGAUCGAAAGAAAGGGAAACAAACAUAUCCUGAAGAAUCAGAAGAAGGUCGUGAUAGUCUUGCUGUUAUAUCAGAUGAAAGGUUGAAAUGGAUCACUAAACUUAUAGAAA
Molecule: messenger RNA, 1411 nt
Organism: Entrophospora candida
Lineage: Eukaryota; Fungi; Glomeromycota; Glomeromycetes; Entrophosporales; Entrophosporaceae
Source: the annotation of a GenBank genome assembly